AUGCCGAAACCGACGAUGGACGCGUCCUGGGAAGUCGAGGUCUCUGAGAAGACCGGUCGGCCCAUUCGCUGGAACGGACAGAACUUCCAGUACUACAAGAAGCUCACGGAGAUCGCUGCACGAAAGAAGAGCUUAGAGCUGUUCAAGUCCGUGUGCACGGACAUGGUCCAGGAGCUCAUGGCGUUGAAGGAUGGCUCGGCCAUGUGGAAGUACCUGUGUGACCGGUACGAGGGCACGGCCAACGAGCAGACCAAAGCCAUGCCGAAGCGGCAGCUGUACGACCAGCUGGAGUCGGCGAAGUACAAGCGGAAUGGCAGCAUUAAGGGGCAUCCCAACUACAUGUGCCGGCUAAAAGGGAGACUCAAGACGGUCGGGAUGACCUUGGACGACGCCGUAUUCAGGGGGAUGCUGUCGUCGUCGCUUCCCUCCAACGAGCGAUUUGAUCGCUUACGAGGUUUUGUUGAUGCGGGAAUGGACUACGUGAACACGCCAGAAAAGGUGGUGGCACUGACCAUCACGUUCGACAAGGCGAACCAGGCAAAGCCUCAGGUGGCAACGAGCAUGGACGGUCGAAAGGGCACGGAAAGGCGCGUGCGUGUUUUGUGUGCGGCAGCGCAGGCGGCCUGCCCGGAGAAGACGAUCAAGCAGGGUGGCGGUGGCAACAACGAGCAGAAGCUCUAG
Molecule: messenger RNA, 681 nt
Organism: Phytophthora sojae
Lineage: Eukaryota; Oomycota; Peronosporomycetes; Peronosporales; Peronosporaceae
Exons: 2
Coding region: 1-681 (226 amino acids)
Source: RefSeq, a predicted model, not a curated record